Molecule: messenger RNA, 1568 nt
Organism: Bombina bombina (fire-bellied toad)
Lineage: Eukaryota; Metazoa; Chordata; Amphibia; Anura; Bombinatoridae
Product: F-box only protein 22-like
Exons: 2
Coding region: 1-1386 (461 amino acids)
Biological process (GO): protein polyubiquitination; positive regulation of proteasomal ubiquitin-dependent protein catabolic process; regulation of skeletal muscle fiber development
Molecular function (GO): protein binding
Source: RefSeq, a predicted model, not a curated record
AUGGUAAGAGUGCAUACCUUGUAUGAUGACCUCUUGGGAAUUGGAGAUAAGAGUGAAGAGAAUUGCUUUUUCACCACCAGCGUCUCCCUUUAUCCGCAGUCAGUCUCUGAAGCUGUGCACACAUUGACAUAUGCCGUAAUAGGCACUGAGAACAGAUCAAAGUUGAGGUUGUUGUUUUUAGUUAUUACGUUUUUGUCAGAGAUGGAGUCGUUGGGAGAUGUAAACCGGGAAUCCCGCAUAGUGAGCAGUCUGGACAACCAGGGACACUGUAUACUUAGUACACUAGCAGAGGUUGUGGAGAGAGUGAUGAGCUUCCUUCCCAGCAAGGCCCUCAUGAGAGCAGCCUGUGUCUGUAGAUUAUGGAGAGAUUGUGCACAACGCAAGAUGAAAAACAGACGGAGGGUGACUUGGAUCUCCUGCUCCCAAACCAUUGUUUGCAAAAGACAGUAUUAUUCAUUUGUUGAGGUGGUCAAAGAAGAGAUAGAGAAGUUGUACGUGGUACCUGAGACAUUUCUAUAUUUUACAGACUCAAACGCUUCUGUCACUGCCUACUGUGGAACUAAGAGUAGAACUGAAACUUCAGUUACACUGAAGAACCUUUUACCAAAAGAGUGCAAGAUAUUGGGCCUAAUCGCCCCAGGGAUUGUAGUUACUCCAAUGGGAUCAGCCAGUAACCGUCCUAUAGAACUGGAGGAAGGAGUAGCUGGUGUUGCACUUGUUUUACCCAAAAUUAAUGGGGUAAAGCUCCAGAAAUUCAAUUUCCGUAAAGACAACAGAAGAAGGGGGUUUGAUGAAUGUAAACUUGAAGAGGCCGGCCUUAAAAACAACCCAGAACUGAAAGUGGUUCUAAUUUUUGGGUACAGUACAUGGAAACCUGGAGCUAACCGUUUUCUACACCAAGUGUUAAACCCUCUGAAUGAAAAAAGCAUAAUAAUUGCAGGGGGACAGAUCGACCACCUGGUAUACUCAAGUGAAAAGGCACAAGAUUCUGACCGUAUUGGUAUUGCAGGACUGUCUUUUAGUGGGCCUCAGAUCCAGGGGGCCACAGUGCUUCUAGAUCAGUAUGUGUAUGAUGAGAGGACAGCGGACUCUGCUAUGCAGCGUUUGAAAGCUGCAAAUAUCCCAGAGUAUAACAGUGUCGGAUUCAUGUUUGCUUGUAUUGGCAGAGGAGAACAACAUUACAAGAAGAGUAAUGUAGAGGCAGAUACCUUUCGAAAACAUUUUCCCAAUGUACCCUUGCUUGGAUUCUUUGGCAAUGGUGAGAUAGGCUGUGACCGGGUUGUGAGUGGGAAUUUUACUCUACGUGAGUGUAAUGAUGUGAAGGAUGAUCUACUGCAUGGAUACACAACAGUAAUGACUAUCAUUCAUUUUGGACCAUCCAAGUAGCUUCCACCACUCACAAACUAAAUUGUGAGCUAAAAAACGGUUUCAUUCUACAACCUAUCUUGGCCUAUAAACUAAAGGUGUGGAUAUGCUGUAAUCUUAUAGCUAUUGAAAUGGCAAAUAAUCUGGAAUUUCUGUUUCAUCUUCCUUAAAAAAUAAAAUUUAAUUUAGUGGAAAAAAAAAAA